Molecule: messenger RNA, 2026 nt
Organism: Coffea eugenioides
Lineage: Eukaryota; Viridiplantae; Streptophyta; Magnoliopsida; Gentianales; Rubiaceae
Product: protein FLX-like 2
Exons: 5
Coding region: 144-1517 (457 amino acids)
Source: RefSeq, a predicted model, not a curated record
CUCCUCACCCGUUCCAGUGCCCCCACGCUUGGGCCCCUUUCUACCUUCCUCCACCAUCGACCCCCUACAAAGUUCUUUCCUCUCAAUCUCAUCCUGCUCCCCUUCCCCGCCACUAGCAAAUCCAGGUUAAAUUGAAAUAUCAAAUGGGAAGCAAAGGUCGAAUCCCACCUCCCCAUCUGCGGCGGCAACUUCCUGGCCCUGGUAUGGGGCAUCCGGACCCCUUUGGUCCUGCUAUUCAUCCCCCACCUGGUGGUUUCCCUCCUUUUGAUAUGUUGCCUCCACCGGAAAUUAUGGAACAGAAGCUUGCUACCCAACAUGUAGAAAUGCUAAAACUUGCAACAGAGAACCAAAGGCUUGCUGCGACGCAUGUAUCUCUGAGGCAAGAACUUGCUGCUGCGCAGCAUGAGCUGCAAAUGUUGCACGCAAACAUAGGGGAUAUUAAAUCUGAGAGGGAACAGCAGAUGAGGGGUCUUAUGGAUAAAAUCGCAAGGAUGGAGGCUGAACUCCGAGCUGCAGAACCGAUUAAAAAGGAGUUGCAUCAAGCUCAAACUGAAGCUCAGAGCUUGGUUGCUGGAAGGCAGGAACUUAUUUCCAAUGUGCAGCAGCUAAAUCAAGAUCUUCAGAGGACUCAUUCUGAUAUACAGCAGAUUCCUUUCCUGCUGUCUGAGCUUGAUGGUCUGAGACAAGAGUAUCAACAUUGCAGAGCGACCUAUGACUAUGAGAAGAAACUGUAUAAUGACCAUCUCGAAUCUCUUCAGGUGAUGGAAAAGAACUACCUAACCAUGGCCAGAGAGGUGGAAAAGCUUAGGGCCGACUUAGCUAAUUCCUCUAAUUUUGACAGGAGAACUGGUCUGACUUAUGGUGGUAAUAUGGGAUAUAGUGAGAAUGAUGCUUCUGGGAAUUACCCAGUUGGACCAAAUGCCUAUGGCAAUGGUUAUGGUGUUUUGCAGGGCAGAGGCCCUCAUUCUGGAGAUGGAAGCAGUGGUGCAGCUGCAGAUGCUGCUGGUGCUGCUACUGGUGGGGCUACUCCUCCUGUUGGAGCUCCCUCUGGCUCUGGAAAUGCUCCACUUGCAACAAGGGCUGCUUAUGAUGCAGCAAGAGGUCCCACUUUUGACACCCAGAGGGGUCCUACUGGGACUGCUUAUGAUGCACACAGGGGAGUUGGUGGCCCUGGAUAUGAUGCACAGAGAGGAAAUGCAGUACCUAGUUAUGAAGCACAAAGGGGACUUGGGUAUGAAGCUCAUAGGAGGACUGCUUCUGAUGGGCAUGGCCCCACUUUCAGUGGAAAUGCUGCAGCCCCAUACAAUUUCCAGAGAGGUUCAGGCUAUGAUGGACAAAGAGGAGGCUAUAAUCCCCAAAAAAGUGUUGGAUACGAUUCAUCAUCAAGAGCUGCAGGGUCUCAAGGACAGGCAGCACCGGUGAGGAAUGCACCUUAUGAGCCAGCAGCUCCAUCUGCUCGUGGAGUGGGGAUGGGAUAUGAGGCACCACCACGAGGUGGAAAUGCUGUUCGAAGAUGAACUGGAGAAGGUAUCUACAUUUUCCUGGUCUUGUUCUGGCAGGGAAAACCAUGACCUUUACUUACUUUCAUGGAACCAUGUGCUUAGAGGAGGUCCAAGAAUUGUUCUGGAGCUAUCCUCAAGGUUUAGCAAACUGCAAGCAAACAGCUAAUUGUUGAUAAAUUGGUGUAUGCUUCUCUAGAGGAGCGUGAUCAAUUAUCGCCUGAAAACGGAGAUUUCAACUCUCUCUCUCGCACCUGGUCCCUUUGUGCUACCUUCGUGACUGGAUAAAAGCUCCCCAGGCUGAGCCAUUAUUGAGUAGUAAUUGACAUUUUAUUCUCUUUUAAAAGUUAGGAUUUCUGAAUACUGCAGUCAGCAGCAAAACUAAGCAUACUGUACUUAAAGCAUACGUACUAGAACUGAAAACCAUUGAAAAUCACUAGUAGUUCUUACGGCUUCAGAGUAUCACCAUUUGUAUAAGUUAUUCUGGUGCAAUCUACCAUUCCGUUGCAUUUUGAUCUUUCUCUGUA